AUGACUGUCUUUGUCUGUUCCCUCUUCCUCCCCAAAACCAUCCACUUCACCCUUCCCGGCUCUCCUCCGCGAAGCGUCGACACCUCAAAACGCCGCCCCAAGACCACCACCUCCAUCUCCAAGCCCGCAAAGGCGUCCACAGCGCCCGUCCGCCAGCCCAGUCUCUUCGCGAACCGUGAAGACCUCACCCCGCCGCACACCCCCACCGACGAGGAGCCCGAUUCGCCGAACCCCUACGCCAACGAAGAUGGCUUCCGCAUACAAUUCCCGGGCGUCUUCAGCUCGGCCGGCGAGGAGGAGCUCCGUUCCUGGGGCAGCCGCUUGAACCAGCCCAUGUCCCGCGCAAACUCGCCGCCACCAGCCGGAAUCACCGAAAACAGCCGGACGAUGCAAAAGGCCCGCGAGCUGGGUCGCCAGGGCGUGAUCCAGCCCAAGUCUCUUGUAAGGAGCGAGAGUCACGAUCGCGUCUUUGCCUCGGCGCACUGGAGGGUCGUGAGCGCUGACCAGGGCAACGGCGGCCUGCGUAACGCUGCCGAGGCCGCCGCGCGCGACGGCACUCUGGGUGAUUAUACUUGGGUGGGCACUUUGGGCAUGCCGACCGAUGCUCUCGAUGGCACACAGCAGAGGCAAGACAUUGAGGAUACACUCGCCAACGAACACAACAUGUUGACAGUCUUUUGCUCCGACAAGGACUUUGACGGCCACUACGCCCACUUCUGCAAGCACAUCCUGUGGCCUGUCUUCCACUACCAGAUUCCCGACAACCCCAAGAGCAAGGCAUACGAGGAUCACUCUUGGAAGUACUACGUCAAUGUCAACCAGGCCUUUGCCGACCGCAUCGUCAAGGACUGGAAGCGUGGCGACGUCAUCUGGAUCCAUGACUACCACCUGCUGCUGGUCCCUGGGAUGAUCCGCAAGAAGCUCCCUGAUGCAAAGAUUGGCUUCUUCCUUCACGUCGCGUUCCCCUCCUCCGAGGUCUUCCGCUGUCUUGCUGUACGAACGGAGCUCCUCGAGGGUAUGCUGGGUGCCAACCUGGUUGGCUUCCAGAUUCGCGAGUAUGCCCGCCACUUCUUGCAGACGUGCAGUCGCCUUCUCACUGCUGAGGCGACUCCCGAUGGUCUGCAGAUGGAAGACAGAUUUGUUGACGUCAUCCACUUGCCCAUUGGCAUUGAUCCCGUCAGCCUUCGCAACCAUCUCGCCGACGAGGAGGUGGCCAAGUGGCUGCAGAUUAUGAAAGACCGCUACAAGGGCAAGAAGCUCAUUGUUGCUCGAGACAAGCUGGACCACGUUCGUGGUGUGCGACAGAAACUGCUCUCAUAUGAGCUGUUCCUCAACAAGAACCCCGAGUGGCGCGAGAACACCGUCUUGAUCCAGGUCGCCCUGUCUUCAAGCGAAAAGAGUGACCUCGAGGCGACCGUCUCGGAUAUUGUCACUCGUGUCAACUCAUCAUGGGCCAACCUUGCGUAUCAGCCAGUCGUGUACCUGAAGCAGGAUAUCGAUUAUGCCCAAUAUCUUGCGCUGUUGACGAUUGCCGAUGCACUCAUGAUCACCAGCCAACGCGAGGGUAUGAAUCUGACUUCCCACGAGUACCUUUUUUGCCAGGAUGGCAAGAUUUUCCCUGAGAAGAAGCAUGGUUCUUUGAUCCUGUCCGAAUUUACCGGCACAUCGUCCCUGUUCAACCGCAACGAGCUGUCGGUCAAUCCUUGGGAUUAUCGUCAAUGCGCCGAUGCGAUCAAGCAAGCCCUGGAGAUGGGCGAAGAGGAGAAGGAGCAGCGAUGGGGAAAGCUGUACGACCGUGUGGUCAAGCAUACCGGCUCCCAUUGGGUCUCCGAGUUCCUUUCCCGUCUUGAUAUCGUCUACGAGGAGCAACACAAGCGUGACCAGACAUCCGUCCCUCGCCUCUCGAUCCCGUCCUUGUCUGCCAGCUACAAACAGGCCCAACGCCGGCUCUUCAUUAUCGACUACGAGGGAACGCUUGUAAGCUGGGGUCCUGUCAACCAGAUCAUCCCCGUCAGCCCUCAGCGGACCCUGGAUGUCCUAAACGACCUGCUGCUUGACGAUCGCAACACCGUCUACGUUAUGUCCGGUCGCCGUCCUGAAGAGCUCGAUCGAGUGUUCCGGCGUGUGCCCAACCUGGGUCUCAUUGCUGAGAAUGGCUGCUUCCUCAAGGAUAGUGGCAGCGACAAGUGGACUGAGAUGGCGGAUCUCAAUAAAGUCAAGGAUUGGAAGGAGUCAGUGAAGCCCAUCAUGACGUACUACCUGGAGCGAACUCCUGGAGCCGAGAUUGAGGAGCGUCGAUGCAGUCUCAUCUUUCACUAUAAGAGCGCAGAAGACUACGAGUCAGCAUCACGACAGGCGUCUGAUUGCUCGAGCCACGUCAACGACGCGUGCGAGGCGCAGCGCGUCCAUGCGAUCCCGCUUGAUGGCUCCAUUGCCGUCGAGCCUAUCGACUGGACCAAGAGGACGGCGGCGAGGAGGGUGUUUGAGAACCUGAAAUCGCAUCUGGGUCCCGACGACGCUCACAAGGAACCCGUCGACUUCAUGAUGGUUGUUGGUGAUGGGCGAGAGGACGAGAAGGUGUUUAAGUGGGCCAACAGGCUUAAGGAGGACGGCACCGUCAAGGAGGUGGUUACAGUCAGCCUUGGCAGCCGAAACACUGAGGCGACAGCCACUCUGACACAGGGCGUUAGUGGAGUUCUUACUUGCCUCCAACGACUGGCCGCUAUCGCCUGA
Molecule: messenger RNA, 2733 nt
Organism: Ilyonectria robusta
Lineage: Eukaryota; Fungi; Ascomycota; Sordariomycetes; Hypocreales; Nectriaceae
Product: family 20 glycosyltransferase
Exons: 3
Coding region: 1-2733 (910 amino acids)
Biological process (GO): trehalose biosynthetic process
Cellular component (GO): cytosol; alpha,alpha-trehalose-phosphate synthase complex (UDP-forming)
Molecular function (GO): catalytic activity
Source: RefSeq, a predicted model, not a curated record